AUGACAGAUAGAUUCAUGUGGGAGACGAGGAAGAAGAAGAAGAAGAAGAAGAAGAAGAAGAAGAAGAAGAAGAAGAAGAAGAAGAAGAAGAAGAAGAAGAAGAAGAAGAAGAAGAAGAAGAAGAAGAAGAAGAAGAGGGAGAGAACCUACCACAUCCGCCAAAAACGGCGCUGUAUGCGUGUGAUCCAUCGGAUACUCCUUGUCGAUCACUUCCUUGCCUAG
Alternaria atra is the source of this 222-nucleotide messenger RNA. RefSeq lists its product as uncharacterized. The transcript has a single exon. Bases 1 to 222 code for a protein of 73 amino acids. NCBI's taxonomy places the organism in Eukaryota, Fungi, Ascomycota, Dothideomycetes, Pleosporales, Pleosporaceae. The record is from RefSeq and is a predicted model, not a curated record.